AUGGCCUACGAAAAACCAGCAGAUAUCUUUGAUAUCUCCAGGUCGAUGUUCAAGUACCCAUGGCUGGAAUACCCAGAAAGGACCAAAGAACUCAGAAAAGUCAUGGCUCCUGUUCACCUGCCCUUGUCCUGCUACCAGAUGCCAAAGGAAGAGUUUCCCCCCAGCCCAGAGUGCUGGAGGCAGCACCCGAGCAAGCCACAUUCAGUGCCUUAUUGCUACUUCAAGAAGCCUGAGAUCUACACACACUGGCACACUCUGUAUGAUCAGCGACAGGAACGGGAAGCCCAGAAAAUGUUGCGGAAAAUGAGAGAUCACCCUAGGCAACUCAAAGAGGGCACGCCCAUCCAAAAAUUCCAUCUCCCUAUGAGCAAGCUGACUGUAAAAUCUCGGACAGGAUCCAAGCCCUCAGACCCUACUGGGAACCCCCUGAAGUGGCAAAGAUUAAAGGAACUCACAAAAAGCCUGGAAUCUCCCAGAGAGCAGGAGCAGUUCUAUGCAGCACAGGCUCUGGGAUGCCUGGGCGUGAGUGACAAGCUUGUCAUGGAGGGACUAUGGCAGGUGGCUCAUACUGGUCCAGAGAAAGUGAAGUAUGAGGCCUGUCGAAGCCUGGCCAUGCUGGGUUGCCUGCAGAAGCACGUGAUCCAGGUUCUCAUCACACAGCUGAAGGGGCAAAAUGAGGGGCGAAUGAUGGAUUCUCUGACAGGGCUACGAGCGGCUCUGAACUCCUGGGCUGCUGUCCCCAAAGACAAGAGAACUCAAGUCGGGGAUGAAGAGAAGUUGGUACCUGUGUUGCAGAUGCUGAUAAAUAAGUCAUCGAACAAAGCAGCUGUGGAGGCAGCCCUGUGCUUGGGUUUCCUGAGGCCCUGCAGCAACACAGCCCAGGAGUUCUUGCUGCACUGCCUGAGCCAAGGGUCUAAAACGCAGCAGAUGAAGGCACUCAGGAUGCUGGUCAAGAUGAUGCACGUACACACGGCCACAGUCACCAAGGCCAUCCUAGACCAGCUGUGCUGUUCUCGUGUCCUCGAGCACCGCUUUGAAGCCACCCAGAUGCUCAAGACCGUUGGGCUGGAAAAGAUCCAGGCGCAAGGGCUGGAGGGAUUCACAUUUAACCUGCUCUGGAGGAAGACGUAUAAUGAACCUUUCCUUGCUAUGAGGCAGGCUGUGGCUGAAAUCGUGGAAGAGCUCAAGAUGAAGCCUACAAUGAUGAAUUUGGUGGAGGCGCAACUGAUGAACUCAAAUGCCACUGCACGCCAGGAGGCAGUCAUCUCUUUGGGCGUCCUGGGGAUCCGCAGCCCACAAGUGUACCACUUGCUCCUGGACAUGCUAGACACAGAAAAGAGCCAGGCAGUGAAGAAAAGUCUUCAAGAAACAUUAACUCUCUUGGCCUCAGUUGAUCCCUGGAUCCAAAACAAGCUGAAGAACAAGGUUCUCUGUGAAUAUGAGGCACUUAAGACUAAUGAAGAGGAAGGGCCUACGAGGUUUCAGAAAGAGCCUGAGAACCCAGAAGAGUUAACUAUCCAAGACUUCCGACUUGCACAGCUGAACCCCUUGUUUAUUGCGAAGUCCAGAGCCACACCAGACCAACAGAAAAAGUUGAGAGCCCAGAAAGGCUCUGCCUUCCCACCCUGUAUCUCCAAACCAAAACACAGGGCACCAGCCACAGGGCCCUGGAUACCAAAGAUCAGGAAGCAGCUCCGGAUCCUUGCUAAAACCUCCCAAUAG
This is a messenger RNA of Neogale vison (American mink), 1722 nucleotides long. It is a transcript of the gene HEATR9, whose product is annotated as HEAT repeat containing 9. Bases 1 to 1722 code for a protein of 573 amino acids. The transcript is spliced from 15 exons. Lineage: Eukaryota; Metazoa; Chordata; Mammalia; Carnivora; Mustelidae. The record is from RefSeq and is a predicted model, not a curated record.